AUGGGCUGUAAGAGCACGAGGCGAGACAGUUUUUGCUCGUUCGCUGCAUCUACAACAAUUGACAUUCGGAGAGCAACUGCUCUCAAUGCCGAUCUGAAGAGACGCUUAGAAAUUGAACAAUCCGGCUACCCCCACGUUGAUGGAUGUGUACUUCGUGAACUCGAAAAACCUAUGGAUUAUGAGCUUGAAACAGCUGAAAAGUUCCAAGAAAAGAUGGCUCACGUCAGACAACUGAUGGCCGAUCUCUUGGUAAGGACCAAUCUCAACGAAUGGGCAGCGAUUGAGGAAAUGGCCGAACAAGAAAACGAGGUGACCGCGAAAAUUCGUGACGCCUGUAAUGCCAGGGAUAUGCUUCGUGAUGCGUUGCUCGAAAGUAAAAAAAGAGCUGAAGAUGCGAUGGCAGAGAGGAAAGAGCGCUAUGAAGCAAUUUCUGCUUGUUUCCUGCUGAUUCAUACCUCAGUUUGCAAUGAGGAAAUUACAUUAGAAGAGGGAACCACUGCUUGA
This is a messenger RNA of Haemonchus placei, 504 nucleotides long. The record is from the annotation of a GenBank genome assembly. Lineage: Eukaryota; Metazoa; Nematoda; Chromadorea; Rhabditida; Trichostrongylidae.